AACAACAAACCAACUCAAUUUGUUUACCAACAGGUACACCGAAAUUUACCUAAUUUCUUUAAAAAUUUCACUUAAUUCCAUGUCUACAGUCAGUGUUGUUGAAUAAUUAGCUCCAAAAUGAUGAUCCUAAAUUACGAGCAGUACAGCGAAAUCACGCAGUUCAUCCAAAAGUUCAAGGGUAUCUCCAUCGUGUGUCACCGAGAGCUGAUCAAACAAUUCCCUCAAUACAGACCGGAAACACUCGGCAGUAUCCUUUCAAGGGAAGUCCAGCAACGGUUGAAACAUUCUCACUUCCGGGUCAGCUCGCAGGCCGAGGAUCUCCUGGGUGAGUACCAACGAAAAGCAAAAAGUACCGGAGCCCUAGAUGUGCUGCUGCGAAUGGCCAUCUCAAUGAGGUUCCCUCCUCUUUCGCUCUGUCGGAUAAUCCUACUCGCGAAGUACAACCAAAAAGUACGGGCAGAAGUAUCGGAAAUGAUUCGCAACCCAGAUUUGAUUCCCGACUCGUUGCUGGGAGCUAAUGUGGGAUACUGCCUUUAUAACGAGAAUAUGGAAGGGCCGGUGACGGACACAAUUCGACGAUGCAUCGGAGAAGAAUACGAGGUCCGGUUAAAACAAAUAGCUAAGGACAUGGGAUUGGUUUUCUACGAUGAAGGAGAUCUAAGGAGAACCGGAUACGACAAGACCCCGGAUCUGAAACUCGCCAUUCCCUGUUUGUAUAAGGGAAGGAUCAUAAAUUGGAUUGAAAGUAAAGCUUCUUUUGGAGAUAUGGGGUUGCACCUAAAAUACGCAAAGGAUCAACUGAUUAGCUAUAACAAUAGAUUCGGAAGCGGAAUGGUAAUCUAUUGGUUCGGUUUUCUGGAUAUGAUUGCUGACUGCGCAGAAAACGGUGAUUUCAUUACCGUUGUUAAUGAUUUUCCGAAAUCCGAAGAGUUGGAACUGCUUAAAUUUAACAUUCCCGAUUCAUGUCUUGAGGAGUUGAAAUCGGACGAUAGUUAAUAAUAGUAUAUUUUUAUUUUGUUUUAUUUCUACACUCAACUUGUUUCGAAUAUUAAGAUAUUGGUUCAAAAGUGUACUCAUCUGUGUAAAGUUGACUUUAUUCUUUUUGGAAUGCAAUUGUGAAUACAUAGGUAAUCCGUUUUUAAUCAACUUUUUCA
Uranotaenia lowii is the source of this 1154-nucleotide messenger RNA. Its product is annotated as CDAN1-interacting nuclease 1. The record is from RefSeq and is a predicted model, not a curated record. The transcript is spliced from 2 exons. The coding region runs from base 118 to 996 and encodes 292 amino acids. Lineage: Eukaryota; Metazoa; Arthropoda; Insecta; Diptera; Culicidae.